Molecule: messenger RNA, 2050 nt
Organism: Limulus polyphemus (Atlantic horseshoe crab)
Lineage: Eukaryota; Metazoa; Arthropoda; Merostomata; Xiphosura; Limulidae
Product: membrane-associated guanylate kinase, WW and PDZ domain-containing protein 1-like
Exons: 9
Biological process (GO): signal transduction
Cellular component (GO): cytoplasm
Molecular function (GO): protein binding
Source: RefSeq, a predicted model, not a curated record
UCAUUAUGGUACCCCCAAGCCCCCUCGAGAGAGCCCCAUGUCUAUACCACGCCGAACCAAUUCCAUUGGGAACGUUGGAAGCGUUCUUCCUGGAGCUCAUCCAUCUUGUGAAGGCAAGAGACGACGCAAUCGUUCCAACGUAGAAGCAAUGGCAUCUAAGAAUAUGGACCCGACAGAAUCGGCGGAUUACCCUCUCUUGUCUAGCCAGCAUAGUGCCAGGUCUUCCACACCUCAGUCUCUUGGAAAUUUGGGUGACGUGGGACAAAGUGAUUCUUUCUCUGACCUUGGCCCUUUACCAGUGAACUGGGAAAAAGCAUACACAGAAACUGGGGAGACCUAUUUUAUUGAUUACAAUCGUCGGACAUCUCAGUGGCUUGACCCUCGGUUACAGAGAAUACAGAAAAAGACAAAUGAUGAAGAACUUCCUUAUGGGUGGGAAAAGAUAGAUGAUCCUCACUAUGGUACAUAUUAUAUUGAUCAUGUAAAUAGAAGAACACAAUAUGAAAAUCCGCUUUCACAGGAUAAACCUGAAGGACUAGAAGUCAGUGAGAGGAGAGAUCAUAAUGUAUUUCCACAUUCUAGGCCACCUACAUUACAGGAACACCCUGGAGUGGAGAGUAGCAACACUUCUGGGCUUGGUGCAACUAACCGUGAGUCGCUACUAAUCUCGAGUACUGGUCAAACAGUGCCCGCUUCUACCACCACUACUCCUCACCCUGUCGAUGGUGUAACCUCACUUUCGGGUCACCAGGUGUCCUCCUCAUCCCCUGAAUCCUCUCCUCGUUUCCCCUAUCUGCCUUGUAUUCCUUGUCUGAGUGAUAAGCAUGAUCCUAAUAUACCUAGUGGGAAAGCUCAUAAUGCUGAGUCUACUCCUGAAGAGGGAUCUUGUCAGGUACCAAAUCGUAACCACAUGUCUAACUCAAAUGACAUACCCAAGCAAGGGGAGACUUCUGUUCUCACACAGGAUACUUUAGAUGAGGUCCGAACCUCGCCCCAAAUUGCACGGUCUCCCAGCAUUGGACGUGCUGUUGAAAACCUGUAUGUGCCAAGUAAAGGGCCCCGGUCACCUGGUUCUCAUCGGGAGAACCCCUACAGUAUUUCACGGCAGACUUCAGGGAGUGCAGUAGGAUACAGAUUACCUUAUGUUUUCACAUCCAAUCCAUCAGAGCUACGAGGAGAAAUCUUACGAACAUCCCUCUUGAAAAGUACUCGAGGUUUUGGAUUUACGAUAGUUGGAGGUGAUAAUCCAGAAGAAUUUUUACAGAUUAAAAGUGUUGUGCCAAACAGCCCUGCCUGGAAAGAUGGCAGACUGCAAACUGGGGACAUACUGGUGUACAUGAAUGACAGGUGUGUCUUGGGAUUCACACAUCAGGACAUGGUAGAAUUAUUCCAAUCCAUACCACCAGGAAACAUUGUCCACUUAGAAGUUUGUAGGGGAUACCCUUUGCUAUUUGACCCUAAUGACCCGAACACAGAAAUAGUGACCACAGUUGCUGUAUCGUCCAGUAACACACAGUUUGCUGAUGGCCAUAGUAUUUAUUCCUCUGGCCAAGGAGGGUCAAAGAUAGACAACUCUCAGUUUUUAGGGGAUGUUGUGGAAGCAGAGUCAAUGGGACGGUCUGCUAAGUCAAUGCCUGACCUCAGUACAGGUCAGGUUGACCACCAACAUCCUCAGAGACACAAUAGUACUGACCUUUUAAGCCCCAAUGGAAUGGAUAGCACUCCUGAUAUCCUGGAUUUUAACCCACAAAGUUCACACAGACCAGAGUUUUUAACAGUAGAUAUUGUGAAAGGCAGUGGAGGUUUUGGUUUUACUAUUGCUGACAGCUCCUAUGGACAGAAGGUAAAAAAAAUUCUGGAUUGGCCUCGAUGCAAGUUGUUACAAGAGGGUGACAUUUUAGUAGAAAUAAAUAACCGUGAUGUACGUGAACUGCCUCAUGCCGACGUAGUGACAGUGUUAAAAGAGUGUAAAUGUGGGGAUCAGGCUCGCAUCACCAUACAACGAGGAGGAAUUGCUUCUCCCCUCAAAGGGAGGGGGAAAUCAUCAAAG